Entrophospora sp. SA101 is the source of this 948-nucleotide messenger RNA. Lineage: Eukaryota; Fungi; Glomeromycota; Glomeromycetes; Entrophosporales; Entrophosporaceae. The record is from the annotation of a GenBank genome assembly.
AUGGAAUAUUUUAAUUGUGUAUCAAUCAAUUAUUAUUCUGAUAAAGCUAGAUAUGAAAUUUCAUUGCCAAACAGUAAAUUUUUAACAUAUGUAGAGUUAUUUCAACAAUCAAAAAGGGAAUACGAAGAGUUUUCAGAUGUUGAACUUGAACAAUUUUCUAUUUCAGAAGGAUGGUUACCAUUACAUGAACAGUGUUGGUGUGCAUUGAAUAUAAUUAGAAACUUUUCUUUUACACAUGAUAAUCAUAAGUAUUUGGCACAUCAUCCAAGAAUUAAAUCUUCAAAAACUGAUUUACAUAAUAAAAAAAGAUAUGCAAGGAAAAAAGCUUAUGAUAUAUUAGAAUAUCGUAAAAGUGUUCUAAUAAUUUUAUCAAAUAUUGCAGGAUAUGUUCUGAUACCUUCAAUACCAGUAGCAAGUGAACUUUUAUUGAUAAUUUCAGAUUUUCUAAAUAAUUCAGAUGAUUAUUAUGCACAGAUAGCAUUAGAAGUUUUAUCCAAAUUGACAGUCUCAUAUGAAAAUAGACAGAAAUUUGGUGAAUGUGAUGAAGAUACAUUGAAAUCAAUUUUUGAAAAACUUGUAAGAUUGUUGCCAAAAGCUGAAAAAUUACCAUUCUUAGCUACCUUGAUAAUGUCGUUUUUUAAUUUUGCAAGUUUAAGUAAUGAAACUAUGAAAAAAAGAAUUAUAACCACACCAGGAUUUAUAAAUCGAAUGCUUAAGAUGACAUUGGUAUUGGCAAGUGUUAGAAAUAUUAGAACAGGUGUUAACGAAGUAGAUUGUGUUAUGUUAGCUAGAAGAUCAAUGGAAAUGCUCAAAGUGUUGGCCAAAGGAAAUAAAGAAAGUUUUCUUGUAUAUAAUGAACAGUUAUUAAAUGCUUUAUUAACUCCAUAUAUUGAUCCUGUUGUAGUAAAAGAUCUAGAGGGUAUUGUUAUUUAUCAUGUUGAUAUAUAA